AUGACGACCUCCGUUUCAUCGACUGUGGCCAGUGACACAACCAUUGCAUUAGACGGCAAUUCAACGUAUGACGGCAAUACUACCGUCACAGCAUUGCAGUUAUCAUGUAUAAUUGGCAGAGACACUCAGUUCAUCAUUGGCAUCUCCAUCACAUCACUCGGCAUCAUCGGUAACAUAGCUUUUAUGUUUGUGGUCGGAAGAAUCCAGUCUAUGAGAACAAUGACCAAUUCGUAUCUGGUGAACCUUGCGCUCGCCGACUUACUUCACUCGGUGGUUCAUUCUCUAAUAUGGAACUGUAUCUUCUUCGGUGGAGAUGUAUGCUUUCUUCACGAAUGGCAAAUGUAUUGUGGGGUGAUGUUUCCAUCGCGUGUCAGUCAGUACGUGUCCAUGUUCACCGUGACUAUUCUCAGUAUUGAACGUUAUUUGGCGCUCUGUAAACCUAUAAUAUACAGGGGAGGCUACAUACACAAACGAUCGUUCGUUGCCACAGUCAUCGCGCUCACCUGGAUAGCGUCUAUCAUGAUAUCUACUGAAGGACUAGUUGAUUGUCUGAAUUCCAAGACUAGAUCCAUUGCAGGUAGAUUCAUCUAUUUGUUGACAGUAUUCAUACUCUUAAUCGUAGUGGUCAUUUUCUACCUGCUGAUUAUCAUCAGAGUAAGGCGGUCAAGGAAUUCUGUCAAAAAGAACGAGUUUCAGAUAAUUCGCGUGUGUUUCGCAGCUGCAAUUGUGUACUUUGUUUGCACCAUGCCGGCCGUUCUGCAGGCAUUCAUCCUUUUGCUACAAGACCUCAACUCGUUCACGCUGUCAGACGACCUCAUUAUGUGUCUUACGAACGCUAGCACUUUUCUGCUGGAAAUAAAUUCCUCGGCCAAUCCAGUUGUUUACAAUGCUUUAAGUUCAUUAUACCGAAAGGCGUUCAUGGACGCGUUUAAUUGUAGAAAUCAAAAAUGCUGCCCCGGGUCCUCGCAUUACGGGAGAAAUUCACCAACCAAUACCGAGAUGACCAGUUAUAACCAAAUCAAGACCAACAAGAACAACUGA
This is a messenger RNA of Saccoglossus kowalevskii, 1041 nucleotides long. Its product is annotated as delta-type opioid receptor-like. The record is from RefSeq and is a predicted model, not a curated record. NCBI's taxonomy places the organism in Eukaryota, Metazoa, Hemichordata, Enteropneusta, Harrimaniidae.